Messenger RNA from Tilletiaria anomala UBC 951, 1140 nucleotides. RefSeq lists its product as uncharacterized. Gene Ontology annotation, biological process: protein folding. Gene Ontology annotation, cellular component: endoplasmic reticulum membrane. NCBI's taxonomy places the organism in Eukaryota, Fungi, Basidiomycota, Exobasidiomycetes, Georgefischeriales, Tilletiariaceae. The record is from RefSeq and is a predicted model, not a curated record. The coding region runs from base 1 to 1140 and encodes 379 amino acids. The transcript is spliced from 7 exons.
AUGGGCUGGUACGGUGAAUUCGCUCCAUUCUGCCGUGAGGUGCCUUCCCUGGCACUAUGCAACAUCUUCUUCAGGCGCUUGCUGCAAGAAGGCCAUCUCAAUGCGGUUCUAGCCGUCAACAGCAGCGACAUACAGUCUAUCAUCCAAUCAGCAGGCGUAGGCGUCAACUCUACCUGCGCCAUCCCAAGGAUGGGGUUCCAAGGCAGCCAUGGCAAUUUCCCACUGGCUAUCGUCGGCUCCCUCUGCUUCGUCUGGACGCUUUUCAUGUGGCUGCGUAUCCACCAACGCAUCGCUGCGGUCGGACGCUCGGAGAUGAUGAUCUUUGUCGGCAUAUACGCGGUCACGCUCAUCCCUGCCGUUUUCGCAUCGGGGUCUUUCUUGGAGCAAGCUUCCCAGUCGCUCGUCUUGGCGUCUGCAAUACAGGCUGGACUCUUGUCUGCCAUGUAUGGCGUGCUGCUACAAUGUGCGAUCGUUGAGACGCAAAUCGUCGAAGACGGUACAAUCGGCUCGCUGCUGCCCACGUGGGUAUUCUGUUUCAUCAACUUCAGCUCGACGACCUUCACGCACCUUGACACGGCGUACGGCUGGACAAAGACGUUGGGCCACGGCGCACCGCUGCCGAACACGCUCAAGAACAAUUCGAUGUUCACGAGCGAUUUUCUCAUGCCAAGCAUCACCGUCACCAUCGUCAGCUUCCUCAAGGUGUACGUGUCCGUAGGCAUUCUCGGAGAAUGGAAGCCCCUGUCCUUCAAUGUACUUGCCGGUCUCCUGUGGGGCAGCAGUCAGGUGGUCACUUUUGUCAUCUCAGGUGCUAUCUGCCGGGCGUCAGGUGCCAAGGUCGACGGUGCUUUCAUCAGCAUGCUCUUGCAGACCACAGGUCUCUGGGCCAUGUUCCACGCAUGGAUCCUAUCGACGGAGGAAACGUACGCUGAAGAUGUCGACCUCUCCUACGAAAAGGAGGUUUACGUCAAAGACCAAGAUGCAGAUAGGCCAAGCAUGGACAAUAUGGGCAUGAGUGCGAUGGUCGACAGGGGCAGCCCUGUUAAGCAGCUCUACGCCAAGGAGACCGACUGGGAGGACACGGCUACACUCACCUACCCGACGCUUUCGUAUCAAGUGGGCAGACAAAGGACGUCGUAG